Molecule: messenger RNA, 1920 nt
Organism: Ylistrum balloti
Lineage: Eukaryota; Metazoa; Mollusca; Bivalvia; Pectinida; Pectinidae
Product: transmembrane protein 19-like
Exons: 6
Coding region: 1-978 (325 amino acids)
Cellular component (GO): membrane
Source: RefSeq, a predicted model, not a curated record
AUGUGGCUGGUUAUGCUGUUGGCGUUUGCUAUGCCAGUUAGCAUUGUCUGCUGGCUCGUCAGCUUGGUCUACACGAUAUUUAAUGAAGGUAGCUACUGCAUCAAUCCUUGGCGCUGGUUGGUGGCUGUUAUUGCCCCUGUGAUAAUAACCAGAUGGGGUUUGAAGAAACGAAGUUUGGACAAGUCAGGAGCCAUUGCAGGACUAUUGGUUGGCUUCGUCCUCACCAUCAGCAGCCUCUGCUUCUUCGCCUGUUUACUGACUUUUUUCAUACUCGCAUCAAGAGCCACAAAAUACAAAUCAGCGACUAAGAAAAGAUUUGAGGAAGAUUUCAAAGAAGGUGGGCAAAGGAAUUGGAUACAGGUGCUAUGUAAUGGUGGUAUCGCGGCCCAGUUUGCAAUUCUUUACAUGUUAGACAGUGGCUGUGUGGAGAGAGUUGUAGACUUUAAGGCCUGGUACAACUCCUCUCUCUUCUCGAUGGCAGUCCUCGGGGCCCUUGCCUGCAGCUGUGGCGACACCUUUGCCUCAGAGAUUGGAACCGUUUUCAGUAUUAAUACUGCUCCAAGGCUGAUAACCUCACUUCGCAUAGUCCCGAAAGGUACAAAUGGAGGAAUAACAUUCAUUGGAACACUAAGCAGUGCACUGGGCGGGACAUUUGUGGGCGUCGCUUAUUAUUUGACCCUAUUGAUGUGUACGAGUGACUACCAGCUCCAGAAAAGCCCAGCCCAAUGGUUGCUGAUUCCUACCGGGACGAUAGCUGGUCUGCUUGGAUCCACCAUUGACUCGUACCUAGGUGCUUUAUUCCAGUACUCAGGAUUUGACAGAGAAAAGAAAUGCAUUGUGGAGCGACCUGGGCCUAAUGUGGAGUUUAUCAGUGGGUCAGAAGUGUUGGAUAACCAUAGUGUGAAUCUACUGUCGGCUCUCUUAACGGGACUCAUAACUCCCAAGAUCGCCUUCUAUAUUUGGCAGAGUGUCUUGUGAAGAAGAAAAAAAUGACUUCAUAUACAAAUCAGCUGAUAUUUUGGGAUUCGUAAGCCAGUCUUACACUUGUUAUGAUGUGCAUUGUAAACAGAAGACUCAAUAUAUAAAACGUCAUGUCUGUUAUGAGAUUAGAAAUGUCUUGUUUAGUGUUUAGCUAAGGGUAUGUGUGUGCUAAUGAAUUCUUAAAUGUUUAUAAUUGCCUAUAAGGUGAAAAUAAAGAGAAUUAGAAACACGAAACAGCUAUAUAAUGCCGUUUAUCCUAUUAUUGUUCUCUCUCCAAUAUCAAACUGUCACUUUGUAUGAAAAGGUGUUCUCUUGUAUGUCUUUUAUACAUUUUUUAGAAUAUGAAUUUAUAUGUAGGUGAGUGCAUGAUUUAGAUUGUAUCAUAUAUCUUACAACGAUAUCAUACAAUUAGUUUGUCCUCACGUAACGGGCUGUUUAUACAAGAGUCCAAAACGGACGAAAAUUAAAAUACCAAUACGAUGGUUGGGGGUACAUCAUCAUUGUUAUUAAAAUAAUUUGAUAAAUUUUGGAUAUGAAUUUUUAUGUGUGUAGGACUGAAAGUUUCAAACAAGAAAAAUCAUCUGAUAUGUAAUGCUACAUUAUAUUGCUGCUAGUGUAUGGAUUAAACUGGAAUGCAUGUUGUAUUGAUGGCUUGUUCUCUGCAUGAUUUUUUGUAUAACCGAAAGUUAGUUCACUUAUGAAAUCCUUAAAAACCAUUAUGAAUAUUUCGUGCCUGUACCGGUAUUCAGUGUUCAAGAUAAAGUAGAUUAUACUCAGAGAUUUAAUACAUUACUUUAUUUUAUAGGCAGAUUUUAUGGAAAAAUGAUGUUAAUUUGACGAUUUUUACAUCAAAUUUUGUAAGAAUGUGAUUAUCCUUCUACCAAAACCAAUCACUUAUCAACCUGUUUGUUAUUUUCUUAUUAAGUUGAAAUUUUGCUU